Molecule: messenger RNA, 783 nt
Organism: Erigeron canadensis
Lineage: Eukaryota; Viridiplantae; Streptophyta; Magnoliopsida; Asterales; Asteraceae
Exons: 4
Coding region: 156-659 (167 amino acids)
Source: RefSeq, a predicted model, not a curated record
CUUAGUCAAUCAAAAUCAAAUCAUCAAUGAGAAUCUUCACUUCACAGUACUCCUAGCUCUUACUAUAACUCACUCUAGCUUCGAUCAACGUGUUGCCGUCACUUACAUAUAUUGUACGGCCUACAUCGAUCUUUUUACUAAGUUAAGAUAAAAUAAUGGGGAACUGUCAAGCUGCGGAAGCGGCAACGGUGGUAAUAGUGCAUCCAGGAUAUAAAGUAGAACGGAUUUACUGGUCAGUUAGUGCUCGUGACGUCAUGAAUUCAAACCCCGGUCAUUACGUGGCACAAGUCUUGAAUAAAUCCCCGGUAGCUAAGUCGGAUAAUGGGUUGCCUGUUAAGCAACUCAAGCUGCUUCGUUCAGACGAUACUCUGCUUAUUGGCCAAGUUUAUCGACUCAUUACCUACCAAGAUGUGUUAAAAGAAUUUGCUGCCAAGAAAUGCAUGAAGCUAGGGAAGUUGUUGAUGGAAAGAGGAGUGCUUGAAAUAAGCAAAAAUAAGGAUCAGACAGCCAAUAAUGCUCCAGUGCUGGCAUCAAAAACUAAUUUAGUCAAGAACCACAGCAAUGGUGUCAGCAGAAGACUAAAUGGUGGCAGGCAUCAAAGUCAUGGUGGAAGACAAUGGAAACCAGCCUUAAAGAGUAUUUCAGAGAUUGGAAUCUGAAUAAAUUCUUAUCUUGUAGUCGUGUUGCAAUUAAUAAGAAAAUUCCCUUCUAUAUUGACCAUUGUUUGUGUCAUUUUUAACUAAUAGUUAUUGUCUGUGUAAAAAGUGAGAUACUCAACUAAUU